Molecule: messenger RNA, 1014 nt
Organism: Penicillium taxi
Lineage: Eukaryota; Fungi; Ascomycota; Eurotiomycetes; Eurotiales; Aspergillaceae
Exons: 2
Coding region: 1-1014 (337 amino acids)
Source: RefSeq, a predicted model, not a curated record
AUGUCUUCGCUUAUGAGUGGUGUUCUGAACUACUCAGCAAGAGAACACUCUCGGAAAAUGAAUGGCGAUCGAGACCUCAAGCCUUACGUCUGCCUCUUAGAGGGGUGCCCUGAAGCGCACCCGACCUACUCGACCUUUGAUGAGUGGUUUAGCCAUAUGGGAGUUCACAACCGGCGAUGGCAUCAGCAAGUUUAUCUGUCAUCCAGUUGGGUAUGUACUGUCUGCAAGUUCAACCCAGACGUUUACAGCAACCCACAGGCCCUCUACUCGCAUCUGAAAGAAUCACAUAAUGGUGAUUUUACAAAUGAACAGCUUCAAGUCAUUUCACGGCAGAGCAAGACGGUGCAACUAAGAGCUUGGAACGAUUGUCUUUUGUGUGGGUUUGCGGAGGAAGAUCAUGGGAAUAGUGGCGAGGCGGUGUUCCCUAAACAACUGAGAGGGUUGUCGAAGCAAGAGACUAUAAAACGUGCCAGGAAGACUCGUGUGAUGGUGAACCCUGGUCACUCCAGCUUAGACGUUGAAUGUUCGGAUCUCUCUUCUGAUUCAGACGAUGUGGGCUCUCAUGGACACAAAUCACAACAAAGCAAAGACCGCUCGGAGGCUGUAGCCCGGCACAUUGCAGUCCAUUUACAAGUGCUAAUGCUCUUGACAUUACGCUUCGCGGCGAUUCAAAAAGACGAUAGGGCCUUGGAUGAUGGUAUCAAGAGCGAUUCUGUCGAUAUAGACGACAGAAAUAGCGCCUCGAAAGGUAAUGACUUAGAAAGACUUUCCGACAUCAACUCCCAGGCGAAUGUCGAUAUGAAAGACAUUGACGGUGAGGACAAUGGGAAGGAUACUAUGGAUCUUGAUGAUGAAAUCGUUGAAAAAGAUAUCCUGAUCCCCGAUAUGGCCCUAGAUCUCGAGGAUGUCCCAAGACAAUGUGAUGACCUCGCAGCCGAGAAUGAUGCUUUCUUAAAAAAUGUCAUCGAGUCUGGAGCCUUCCAGUCUUGGCAAAAUGGCGGUAAGGAACUCUAA